Messenger RNA from Candoia aspera, 3381 nucleotides. RefSeq names its product actin related protein 1B (gene ACTR1B). Bases 109 to 1239 code for a protein of 376 amino acids. The transcript has 11 exons. The record is from RefSeq and is a predicted model, not a curated record. Lineage: Eukaryota; Metazoa; Chordata; Lepidosauria; Squamata; Candoiidae.
UAGGGUGCGCGGGGUUGGGUGGUGGUUCCCGGGCCCCGGCGGCAGCGCUCCAGCGGGUCAGGCGGGCGCUCCAGAGUCCUCGCUCGGCCAGGCCCAGCGGCCCCGGCCAUGGAGUCCUACGAUAUCAUCGCCAACCAGCCCGUGGUCAUUGACAACGGUUCAGGAGUAGUUAAGGCUGGCUUUGCUGGAGAUCAGAUUCCGAAGUACUGCUUCCCAAACUAUGUGGGUCGCCCGAAGCACGUCCGGGUUAUGGCUGGGGCACUAGAAGGAGAUCUCUUCAUUGGACCGAAAGCAGAGGAACACCGAGGGUUGUUAUCCAUCCGGUACCCCAUGGAACAUGGCAUUGUCCGGGACUGGAAUGACAUGGAGAGAAUCUGGCAGUACGUUUAUUCCAAAGACCAGCUGCAGACAUUUUCAGAAGAGCAUCCUGUUCUCCUGACAGAAGCCCCCCUAAAUCCUAGCAAAAACCGGGAGAAGGCUGCAGAAGUUUUCUUUGAGACCUUCAAUGUUCCUGCUCUCUUCAUCUCCAUGCAAGCGGUCCUCAGUCUUUAUGCCACAGGCCGCACCACAGGAGUCGUGCUAGAUGCUGGUGAUGGUGUGACGCACGCGGUUCCCAUCUAUGAGGGCUUUGCCAUGCCUCACUCAAUUAUGCGGGUUGACAUUGCCGGGCGGGAUGUCUCCCGUUACCUCCGCCUGCUGCUACGGAAAGAGGGCUAUGACUUCCACACCUCGGCCGAGUUUGAGGUGGUCAAGACAAUAAAGGAGAGAGCUUGCUACCUGUCCAUCAACCCCCAGAAGGACGAGGCCCUCGAGACAGAGAAGGUGCAGUACACGCUGCCUGACGGAAGCACCUUAGAUGUUGGUCCCGCCCGAUUCCGAGCUCCCGAGCUGCUUUUCCAACCAGACCUCAUAGGAGACGAAAGUGAAGGGAUCCAUGAAGUGCUGGUGUUCGCCAUCCAGAAAUCUGACAUGGACCUGAGGCGGACACUGUUUGGGAACAUUGUCCUGUCUGGAGGAUCUACGCUCUUUAAAGGUUUUGGGGACCGACUGCUCAGCGAAGUGAAGAAACUUGCUCCAAAGGAUGUCAAGAUCAAGAUUUCUGCUCCUCAGGAGAGAUUAUACUCAACGUGGAUUGGGGGCUCUAUCCUGGCCUCCCUGGACACAUUCAAGAAGAUGUGGGUCUCCAAGAAGGAAUAUGAAGAGGACGGCUCCCGGGCCAUCCAUCGAAAGACAUUCUAGGGCUGGGUGGGGGUGGCGGCGGCAGCAGGAAGCAGCAGCGGGGGUCUGUGGGCGACUUGUCCAGGUCGUGUCUCUUCUCUCGUGAUCCUUUCUUGUCCGGGGCUGCUCCUUCCUCCCCUCCCUUCCGGGCCCCCCACUUCCCUCUCUUAGCACCCCCAAUGCAUGUUGCUAGCCUGCACCUCCCUGGGAGGAGGUGAGGCUCUCUUUCAAGGCCUUGUCUGGGGGGGAGGGUCCUCCCUUUGCCGGGGAGGGACUCGAAGCUCUAUCCCACCCACCCCCGAUCCCCUCCAGAGCAACCCUUGUGCUUUGCUCCCACACUUGCCACGGGCUGCAAGCGAGGAGGAAGGCUGCCCUCCACGGCAGGAAGCUACCCUGUCCUUGGUCUUUCCGGGAUAGGCGUCUGCACACUCCCUGCCUCUCUGGAGGAACCGGGAAUGCUCACGUCUCCCGCAAAAAAACGGCAGGAAGGAAGCGGUUGGGAAAGAUGGCGCCUUAGAGCAACCGCGCUGCUUGCCACCUCUCGUCAGAUCGGCCAAGGCCCCCCGGUUUCUGGGGGGAAAGGGAUACCAAACGUUCUCCAGCCUGCCCAUAAAAGUGCACCAGCCCCUGGGUCCUUCCCUGCCCUGCGUACCAGGGGGUCUCUGAGACCAGAGUGAUGGUGGCCUCAACAUAAGCCCAGCCUGUAUUCCAUCGUAAGUCCAAGCCCCAUCCUGGUAUUGGUUAAGAAAUAGGAGACUGAUGAGAGGCAGGUCACAAGGGGCAUUCGAAUGUCCCUAGGGUGUGGGUCACCUCUUUCCUUUGGUUUGUCUGUUCUCAGGAGCAGCGUUUCUCAGCCUUGGCCCCUUGAAGAUGGGUGGACUUCAACUCCCAGAAUUCCCCAGCCAGCAAUGCUGGCUGGGGAAUUCUGGGAGUUGAAGUCCACCCAUCUUCAAGGGGCCAAGGUUGAGAAACGCUGCUCAGGAGAUUGGGAUCAGCUCCAGGGAUAGCCUAAGCCAGCUGGAAGGCAGAAGCACGAGGGGAGGGAGGCAGCUUCCUAGCCUCAGCCCCAUCGGUUCUUCUAUACCUGUCCUCAAAGCGGGUUCAAGCGGUGGGAAGGAAUAUUGAGAUCUGGAUCUCAGCCUGGUUAGCCUAAAUGGGAGGUGGGAAGGGGCUGCCUUGGAGGGACAUAUAGGCUGUGGGAGCUGAACCAUCCCAUCCUGGGGUCCUUUGUGGCCUCUCUUCCUGAGCUGGAGCCAGGGUGGGGGGAGUUCAAGUGACCCAUGCUGGGAGACGACAUGGAGCAGGACCUGUAACAUUUAAGGCUGACAGGCCUGCUGUGAGCCCACUCUCCAUGAUGUUGCUGCCCUUUCCAUGUCUGGUUUGGCUCUUGGUACCUUGAUAUGCUCCCCCGCCAACCCUGUGGCUCACCCAUUGCGAAGGGCCAGGUCUCUCUGGGGGGGCUCUUCAUCUGUGUAUGAAAGCUGCCAGCUGCUGUAUCCAUCCCUGCCUCCUGGCCCAGCCUUUCCCAACCCGGGCGUCCUCUGAAUGGGUGGAUGUCAAUUCCGAGAAUCCCGCAGGCUCCAUGGCCGCUGCUGAAAAGUUGAGGGGUUGGCCCCCAGACUGGAUGGUGUCCCGCUUGGGAAACGCUGUCCCCAUCAGCUCUGGUCCCUCGCUUACUGCCUUUGUGGGGGAUUGGGUAGCGUGGGCUCAAAGUCCAGAAUUCAGGUGGUUCUCCUAAAAUAUAUACCAGUGGAACGCCUGUCUGGCUUUGCUAGCGAGGGGGGGCAAGGGGGGAGUUUUCCAAUAACUGCCCAGACUGCACAGCAGUGAAGAGGGCAGACAUCCUCCUGACUCUGGCUGUGUUGCAGGUAACGGCCUUAGCCUCGGGCUGGAGAAAGCGUUACGCCUUUUUAUGCGAACGGAUUUAUUUAAAAGAAAAACUCUUCUCUGUUCCCUUGAAGUGUGUGCGUGCGUUGGCUUCUCCAUGUUUCCCAUCUACAGUAACCAAACCAAAUGGAGGCAAAAGUGCCCUCUUCUUCCCACUCUGCCCCCCCUCCCACGAGACCACCUUUCUGGGCUGCAAUGUACAAUAAUUUAACACAGUUGCCUGUAUUUUUAUUUUGUAAAUUCAUUAUACUAAUAAUUAUAAAUUAACCGCCAGUG